This is a messenger RNA of Aspergillus mulundensis, 930 nucleotides long. Its product is annotated as DUF3431 domain-containing protein. The record is from RefSeq and is a predicted model, not a curated record. Bases 1 to 930 code for a protein of 309 amino acids. Lineage: Eukaryota; Fungi; Ascomycota; Eurotiomycetes; Eurotiales; Aspergillaceae. The transcript has 3 exons.
AUGAGAUUGUCUUACCGCAUCGGGGCGGCCGCCCUCCUUGUCACGCUCAUCUUCCUCCUGGGCCGUCUCCUCAACGUCGGUCCCCAGGUCCCACGCCCGCGGACGCCCUGGGUCUUCAAUGUCGGCGGCAGACCAGAUCCUGCCGAACUUGCUUCAUGGAAGUCGCGAUGGUCGACAGCAGAGUCUGGUGUUAGCCCGCAGACCUACGAUUCGACACCAAUCAUCGUCCCCAAUGACCGGAUCAUCGUGAUGGCUAAAUUGGCCGCGGAGGACACGAAUUGGGUCAGCGCCGAUCUCGCCGAUUGGCGGAACUACAUCUACGUCGUCGACGACCCGAACGCGCCGCGCCACACUCCCAUGAACAAAGGCCGCGAGGCCCUCGCCUACCUCCAGUACAUCGUUGAGCACUACGAUGACCUCCCCUCCACGAUGGUCUUUAUCCAUAGCCACCGCGACGGGUGGCCCGGCGCCUGGCACACGGACACAAUGGACUACAGCAACGUGGAAUCGGUGCGCUCGCUGCAAAUCGACUUUGUGCAGCGCAACGGCUACGCCAACCUCCGGUGCCAGGAAACCCCCGGCUGCCCCGACGAAAUCAGACCGACCCGCGAUCCUCCACGCGAGGGGAAGAACGUCGAGAAGUACUACGCGGACGCUUGGAAGGCGCUGUUUAAAAACACCAACGUCCCCGAGGUCAUUGGAGCCCCGUGCUGCUCGCAGUUCGCGGUCUCCCGCGACCAAGUCCUCAAGCGGCCGCUGAGCGAUUACCAGCGGUACUACAACUGGGUGCUUGAGAAUGACCUUCCGGACGAUAUGACUUCGGGAGUGAUGGAGUACACAUGGCAUAUUAUUUUUGGACAGGAGCCUGUUUACUGCCCCGACGUUUUCCAGUGUUACCAGGACGUCUACGGCAACCCCUACUUCUGGUGA